AUGCAAUGGCAGCGGUCCAUGUUUAAUCUCCUUAAAUUUCGCGGUGUGUGCCAGGCAGCGGCGAGGGCCCUGCACACGCAGCCGUCGUCGGCGGCAUCCGCGCUCGCGCUCAUCCGGUCGCAGCCAAACCAAUAUGUGAUUGCCUCAUUAGCCGGGAGAAAAUACCUGCUCGCGCCCCGCGACCUGCUCACCGUUCCCCGGCUCAACGAUGUCAGAGUCGGCGACGUUCUUGCUCUCUCCGAAAUCCACGAGUUCGGGUCACGAGAAUUCACGCUGCGCGGGGAUCCCCUGAUCCCCCAGGACGCGGUCAAAGUCGCCGCUACCGUCGUGGAACACACCAAGGGCAAGAUGGAGGUCAUCGUGAAGAAGAAGCGGAGAAAGGGCUACGUCAAGACCAUAAAGCAUAAACAGCCAUACACUCGUCUCCGCAUAGGGAGCAUAGACGUCGCUCUACCAGACCAAGUAUGA
Molecule: messenger RNA, 468 nt
Organism: Gloeophyllum trabeum ATCC 11539
Lineage: Eukaryota; Fungi; Basidiomycota; Agaricomycetes; Gloeophyllales; Gloeophyllaceae
Exons: 2
Coding region: 1-468 (155 amino acids)
Biological process (GO): translation
Cellular component (GO): ribosome; mitochondrial large ribosomal subunit
Molecular function (GO): structural constituent of ribosome; RNA binding
Source: RefSeq, a predicted model, not a curated record